GGGUUUUAUAUAGAUAGAUUUAAGGUGGACAUUGUGCUGAUGCCACUUUUCUUUCUACUUAAUAGGGAGAAAGAACCAGAAACACAAAAAGAGGAACGUUUGAUGGAAGAAAAGAAAAAGAAAAAGCAGGAAGAAAAGAAAAAGAAGGAAGGUGCUCAGAAAAAGGCUGCUGAUCAAAAAACCAAAGUGCCAGAACCUACCAAGACCUGUUCCAGCCAGCCCCAGCCUGCCGGUACCGGGACCAGUACUCCCACCAGCACUCUCUCCAGCAGCAGCAAUGGCAAGCGCGCACCUGCCGGCGGCCAGCAGCCAGCUGUGUCCCGCUACCUGCCUCGUGAGGUGCCUCCACGCUUCCGCCAGCAGGAACAGAAGCAGCUACUGAAGCGAGGCCAGCCAUUGCCCACGGGGGCUCUGACCAGUGCGAGCCCCACCCAGGGCGCUGGGCCUGCCGGGGUGAGCCCUCCUCCCCUCCCUGGAGCCGGAGCACAGCAGCAGCCCAGCAAGCUCCAGCCAGAUCUCAGCCGCGGCGGGUUGGCAGAGCAUUAUGAAAGUCCGCACUGGGCACCGCAGCCUGCUUUCCGGAGUGAAGCCAGCUGCCCCUGGGAUCAAGUGAUCAUAGACAGGACUGACCAGGAGGCGUGGCCUUCCAUCCCCGGGGCCGAGCCGGAGGCGGCCUCAGAAUGCACUGUGGACGCUGACGCUGCCCCCCACGCCCCCCACGGCGGCUCGGAGAACAGCAGCAUGGCGACAGGGAGCGCCCCAGGCAGCUUCACCGGGCACGCCAAGAAGACCAAUGGCAAUAACAGCACCAACGGCGCACUGGUCCAGAGCCCUCCGAACCCCAGUGCCCUGGGCGCAGGGGGCAGCAACGGCAGCAGCAGUGCGGCCAGAGUGUGGGGCGUAGCCGCGGGCUCCAGCUCCGGCCUCGCCCACUGCGCGCUGGGCGCCGCGGAAGGGAAAAUGGACAGCGUGCUUGCCGAGGGGAGAAGUCAGAACUGCUGGGGCGCUUCCAGCCCCAACGCUGGCAUGAACCUCAACCUCAACCCGAGCGCCAACCCAGCUGCCUGGCCUGUGCUCGGACAUGAAGGAACGGUGGCCACAGGCACCCCUUCCAGUAUUUGCAGUCCAGUCAGUGCCAUAGGUCACGGCGUGGGCAACCAGAACGGGAACCCGCCGGGCACGCUGGGUGCGUGGGGGAGCUUGCUGCCGCCGGAGAGCUCAGAGCCACAAACGCCCACUUCGCAGAAUGUAUCUUUGAGCGCACAGCCUCAGAACCUUACCACUGAUGGACCAAACAACACUAACCCCGCGAGCCCCUCGCCAAACCCUGCCAAUGCAAUGCAGACCAACGGGCUGCCCACCUGGGGCCUGGCCGUCGGCAUGGGGGCUGUCAUCCCGCCCCACCUGCAAGGCCUUCCUGGUGCUAACGGGUCGUCAGUCUCUCAAGUCGGUGGGGGCGGUGAAGGAAUCGGCAGUUCUGUGUGGGGACUGUCCCCAGGCAGCCCUGCCACCGGAAAUAGCAAUUCUGGGUUCAGUCAGGGGAAUGCAGACACUGUGAACUCAGCAUUAAGUGCUAAACAGAAUGGAUCCAGCAGUGCUGUGCAAAAGGAAGGGAAUGGGGGGACCGCCUGGGACUCGGGGCCUCCCGCUGGCCCUGGGAUCCUCGCCUGGGGGAGGGGCCGUGGCAAUAACAGCGUGGGGGGUAUCCAUUCAGGAGCGUGGGGCCACCCCAGCCGCAGCACCGCCAACGGUGUGAAUGGGGAGUGGGGAAAGCCCCCAAACCAGCAUUCCAGUGGUGACGUCAGUGGGAAAGCAUCAACAGGGUGGGACAGUCCCGGUGUCGGCAGCCAGAACCCGGCCCUGCAGCCUGGCGGUGAGCACGGGAGCUCGUGGGCCAAGGCCGCCCCUUCCGGAGCCCCGGCGAGCGAAGGCAGCAGCGAGGGCUCUGGCGGCCACAGUGAAGGAGGUGCCGGGAGGGAAGGGGCCGAAGGCCGGAGGCGAGAGAAAGGGGUUCUAGACCAAGGGCACAUCCAGUUGCCAAGGAACGACCUUGACCCGAGAGUGCUGUCCAAUACUGGCUGGGGACAGACUCCUGUGAAGCAAAACACUGCCUGGGAAUUUGAAGAGUCCCCGAGGUCGGAGCGAAAGAAUGACAACGGCACGGAGGCCUGGGGCUGUGCGGCUCCGCAGCCUUCACACUCAGGGGGGAAGAACGAUGGGCCCGUCAUGAACAGUACAAAUACCUCUUCAGUAUCGGGGUGGGUCAGCUCGCCGCCUGCUGCUGGGCCAGCAAACACAGGCUGGGGGGACAGCAGCGCCAGAGCGCCAAAUGGCCCCGGGGUUUGGGGGGACUCCAUCAGCUCUGCUGCUGUUCCUAACGCUGCUGCUGCCAAGAGUGGCCACGCUUGGAGUGGGACCGCGAGGCAGGAGGACAAGUCACCCACCUGGGGUGAGCCCCUCAAGCCCAAGUCUCAGAACUGGGGGGACGGACAGAAGCCCAGUCCAGCCUGGAGCGCAGGAGGCGGGGACUGGGCCGACCCGUCUUCCGUCCUUGGGCACCUGGGGGAUGGGAAGAAAACUGGCUCUGGGUGGGAUGCUGACGGGAGCCGGUCAGGGUCCGGCUGGAGUGAUGCUCCCCGGCCUGGGACCGGGGGCUGGGGCAACGGCACGAAUACAAAGGCGAAUCCAGGGGCAAACUGGGGAGAGUCUUUGAAACCCGGCCCCCAACAGAACUGGGCAAGCAAGCCCCAGGACAGCAGCAUGAGUAACUGGGGAGGGGCCGCUUCCGUUAAACAGACAGGGACGGGGUGGAUCGGGGGGCCCGUCCCUGUCAGACAGAAGGACGGCAGCGAGGCCACGGGCUGGGAAGAACCUUCUCCCCCGUCCAUUCGACGCAAAAUGGAGAUUGAUGAUGGUACCUCAGCUUGGGGAGACCCGAGCAGCUACAACAACAAAGCUGUCAACAUGUGGGACAGAAACAACCCGGGCCUCCAGGGCAGCGCCACGGCCGCCAGCACCGCCGCCAGCAGCAGUGCCAACGCGGGCGACAUGCCAGCGCCGCACCCCGCCAGCGCCCCGCUGACCCGAUCGCCGCUGCUCGGCCCAGUUUCCUCGGGCUGGGGAGAGAUGCCCAACAUUCACUCCAAGGCUGAGAACUCCUGGGGAGAGCCUGCCUCCCCGUCCACCCUGGUGGAUAACGGCACCGCAGCGUGGGGCAAGCCGCCCAGCAGCGGCAGCGGAUGGGGAGACCAGCCCGCCGAGCCGGCCGUGCCGUUCGGGAGAGCCGGGGUGCCUGCCGCCACCCCAGCCCUGUGCAAACCAGCUUCAAAAUCUAUGCAAGAAGGCUGGGGCAGUGGUGGGGACGACAUGAGCCUCGGCCCCAGUCAGUGGGAUGACGAAGAAGGGGGCAUGUGGAACAGUGCUGCCUCCCAGGAAAGCUCCUCCUCCUGCAGCUCCUGGGGGAACGCCCCCAAAAAAGGACUCCAAAAGGGCAUGAAGACAUCUGGCAAACAGGACGAGGCCUGGAUCAUGAACCGGCUCAUCAAACAACUCACCGACAUGGGCUUCCCGAGAGAGCCAGCUGAAGAGGCCUUGAAGAGUAAUCACAUGAACCUUGACCAGGCCAUGAGUGCUCUGCUGGAAAAGAAGGUGGACAUGGACAAGCGUGGACUGGGGGUGACCGACUACAAUGGGAUGGUCACCAAGCCCCUUGGCUGCCGCCCACCAAUCUCCAAAGAGUCUUCCGUGGACCGCCCCGCCUUUCUUGAUAAGGACGGCGGCCUCGUGGAAGAGCCCACGACUUCACCAUUUUUGCCUUCGCCAAGCCUGAAGCCCCCCCUUUCAAACAGUGCACUCCCCAAUCAGGCCCUGGGCGGGAUUGCCUCAGGGCUGGGCAUGCAAAACUUGAAUUCUUCUCGACAGAUACCGAGUGGCAAUCUGGGCGUGUUUGGCAGCAGCGGAGCAGCACAAGCCAGGACCCUGCAGCCGCCGCCGCCGCCCGGGCCGCCGCUGAACCCCUCCCAGCCCAGUCUCCGUGCGCAAGUGCCUCAGUUUCUAUCCCCUCAGGUUCAAGCACAGCUUUUGCAGUUUGCAGCAAAAAACAUUGGUCUCAACCCUGCACUAUUAACCUCGCCAAUUAACCCUCAGCAUAUGACGAUGUUGAACCAGCUCUAUCAGCUGCAGCUGGCAUACCAACGUUUACAAAUCCAGCAGCAGAUGCUACAGGCCCAGCGGAAUGUGUCCGGACCCAUGAGACAGCAGGAGCAGCAAGUCGCGCGUACAAUCACUAACCUGCAGCAGCAGAUCCAGCAGCAGCAGCGCCAGCUGGCCCAGGCCCUGCUCGUGAAGCCCCCGCCGCCCCCGCCGCACCUGUCUCUGCACCCCUCUGCAGGCAAAUCGGCCAUGGACAGCUUCCCCCCGCACCCCCAGGCCCCCGGCCUGCCCGACCUGCAGACCAAAGAGCAGCAGUCUUCGCCCAACACCUUUGCUCCUUACCCUCUCGCUGGACUGAACCCAAACGUGAAUGUCAGCAGCAUGGACAUGACGGGCGGCCUGGCGGUGAAGGACCCGUCUCAGUCCCAGUCGCGCCUCCCGCAGUGGACACACCCCAACCCGAUGGAUAACGUCUCCGGUGCUGCUUCUCCUCUCGACCAGAACCCCGGCAAGCACGGUGCUAUCCCUGGAGGUCUGAGCAUUGGGCCUCCAGCUAAGUCCUCCAUUGACGACUCCUAUGGCCGGUACGAUUUAAUCCAGAACAGCGAGUCACCAGCCAGUCCUCCAGUAGCGGUCCCCCAUAGCUGGUCACGUGCCAAAUCCGACAGUGACAAAAUCUCAAAUGGCUCCAGCAUCAACUGGCCCCCAGAAUUUCAUCCUGGAGUUCCGUGGAAAGGACUUCAGAACAUAGAUCCCGAGAAUGACCCUGACGUCACGCCUGGAAGUGUCCCCACUGGGCCGACCAUCAACACCACCAUUCAGGACGUCAACCGCUACCUCCUCAAGAGCGGCGGUAAACUAUCAGACAUGAAAUCGACGUGGUCCUCCGGCCCCGCCUCCCACACGCAAGCCUCUCUGUCUCACGAGCUGUGGAAGGUGCCCAGAAACACUACUGCACCCACAAGGCCACCUCCAGGGCUGACCAACCCCAAGCCUUCCUCCACCUGGGGAGCCAGCCCCCUCGGCUGGACCAGCUCUUACUCCUCGGGUUCUGCUUGGAGCACCGACACCUCAGGAAGGACCAGCAGCUGGCUCGUUCUCCGCAACCUCACGCCCCAGAUCGAUGGCUCCACCCUCCGGACGCUGUGCCUGCAGCACGGGCCGCUCAUCACAUUCCACCUGAACCUGACGCAAGGCAACGCCGUGGUCCGGUACAGCUCCAAGGAGGAAGCCGCCAAGGCCCAGAAGUCCCUGCACAUGUGUGUUCUGGGAAACACUACCAUCUUGGCCGAGUUUGCUGGCGAAGAAGAAGUGAACCGUUUCCUAGCGCAAGGCCAGGCGCUGCCGCCCACCUCCAGCUGGCAGUCCAGCAGCGGGACCAGCCAGGCGCGGCUGGGGGCCUCGGGCAGCGCCCACGGCCUGGUGCGGAGCGACGCCGGCCACUGGACCGCCCCGUGCCUGGCCAGCAAGGGGAGCAGCGACCUGCUGUGGGGCGGGGUUCCCCAGUACUCCAGCAGCCUGUGGGGCCCGCCCAGCAGCGACGACGCCAGGGUGAUCGGGAGCCCCACCCCGCUGAACACUCUGCUCCCCGGCGACCUCCUUAGUGGGGAGUCCAUCUAGGCCCGAGGACCGUGGGCACCAGUCAUCAGCACUAGGAAGCAAAGCUGGCCCUCUCCAGCCCGGCGGCGUGCGGGCCGCUGGCCCCGCAGCCCGCAGCCCUUCCAUGUACCUCUGUCCAGUACUGAAGACGAACCCUGCGCAGCCCUUGCGAACUGUUCCCGAGACAGUGCGGGCUGCGCCCAGUGUCACAUGCUAAUGACAGGAUGUUCUCAUAGCUUUUUAUUUUGUGUUGUCUUAUAUUUGUACGGUGUGUUGUCAUUUUGAUUUUUUAAGUAUAAAAGCUGCUUAGAAUAGUUCUAUCAUGAAGGGCACUUUUCAGAUUGUGGGCUGGAAAGGGUUAUUUUAUCAAGGGGGGCGGGAGGGAGGGAGACGAGAAAGCCUAUUUAACGAGCCUGUGACGAUUAUGCACAUUACCAGAGGCGGACCCCGUAAUCAGGGGAGCUGGCGUUCACGGGCGAGCGGCCGCGGCCUCCGGGCGGCCCCACGGCGAGCCGAGCGGCAGGCCGGUCUGCGAAGUCCUCUGUCCCCACGGAUCCGCCUAUGCACAUUACCCUUGUUCCAUUACUUUUUCAUGUCAUUUUUUUUAUCCCAAAAAAUAUUUUUUAAAAGUUGAAAAAAAAGACAUAUCAAACAUGCAAAUACUUGAAUCCAGCAGGCCAAUACGCAAUGUGAACACUCAGUGUAACCCACACCCAGGUCGGCGGCGGGCGCACCGGCUCCGGAGCUGCCACGGUCACAGCCACGGCCGGCGCGCGUCGGAACCAGCGUGUGUGCGCCCCUCCUGUGUUGGCGUGCCGCGCGUGAGGGACUUCACUGUGGGUUUCCUUUUAUUCAGUAUAUGCGUUUGUUGGCGCAUUGGUCAAAUGUUCGUUACUAUUAGCUUCUAACUUUGCACUGAGUGUCCCCGCCCUUCCUCAGCUCAUCCUACACGUUAACGAGAACUCGUGGGACAGGGCCGGCGACAAUUCACGUGUAAAUGUUUACUCAAGGACUCUGUUACCGCGUUUAAAGCUACAGUGUGUAUCUCUGGAGAAAUAAUAUGUGCACCUACCUUUAGCAGCUGUUGUGGACUAAUACUGCGAGAGAACUAUUACCAGAGCAUUGCACCGUUUUCCAUUGGGAAUAGAACGUGAACAAGCAAACGUGUGGACUGUGGCCAUAGAUACUUGUGAGGGUGGGUUCCGCGCAGGAACGGAGACAAGCACUUGGACUGGGUGGUGACUGCUUCGGAGGAGCCCAUGGCGGGGGCUCCCACCUGUUUACAGACCUUUUUUCUCCUUCAGACUUUAAAGUAAAAAAAUUUUAAAAAGGAAUUUAAAAAAAAAAAAAGAAAAAAAAAAGACUUCCGUCGUAAGACGCCUAUUUUCCGAUGCGGACGCGCUACUUCAGAGCUCUGGGAUUGGCAGUGUUCUCCCUCCGGCAUCGUCGCGGACUCUGUCGCGCCCCUCCCGGGACGGGGCGCUGUGCUCACUGUCUUGCACAUGCGGAAGCGCUCUCAGGAAGCCAGGGUUCCGAGGGGCAGCUCCACACCGUUCCAUGUAUUUUGUAACCCAACUCCUAGCACUGAAGAUGUUAUAAAAAACAAAAAAAUAAGAAAAAAAGAAAAAAGAGGAAAAAAACUCAAAGAAGAAAAAUACCUAAUCUCUAAUGUGUAGCAGUUACAUAUUUACCAAAUAACGGACUCAGAAGACAUAGGUGUUUGAAGAGUGCUUUAUAUAUUAAAAAUCGCUUUAUGUUUUAAAAAUGAUCAAUGUUUUCAUUGUUUUGCAAGAAAGAAAGACAAUGGAGUAACAUACCCUCAAGUAUGUUUAAAACAUACGAACAUUGUGCUCCCUCCUGCUCGGUCAGGAAACGUGCAUUACAUUUUUUUUAAUUCGCUUUUUAAUGGUUUUAUCAAAACAAAACAACAAAAGAAAAAAAAAAAAGGAAGAAGCAGGUCCUGUGAAGUCGCAGGCCCACAGAGCUGGUUUCCUAGCGGAUCACGAACUAUGCACAGACUGGGGCCAGGCCUGUCGGCCCAGGAGUGUCAGCGAAACAGCCUUCCUCGGGGCGCCGCCCCGCACCCUCUGUAUUUGAUGUAUGUGUCCCCGCAUAUGUAUAUCAAAUAUACGUGCGCCGACAGCCCGGCCGCGUCCACCAAGCCGAGUUGUAGAAAACGCCGAGGUUUGAACAGCGCGGAUGGAAGUAAAGAAUCUGUCUGUUUCUGUUUUCCGUUGGGGGGGGGGGGGUGGUGUUGUUUUGACCUUUUAUUUUGAAGAUGUUUGUAACAGAUUAAGAAACAAGUUUGUGGCUUUUAAUGUUUUUCCUCAUAGAAUGUGAUUGUUGAAGAAUACGCACCGAAAGUUGCUUUCAAAAGUACAACGCUUUGUUGAAUCUUAAUAAAUGGCAAUUUCUUUCUUGGCUA
Myotis myotis is the source of this 8176-nucleotide messenger RNA. RefSeq names its product trinucleotide repeat containing adaptor 6C (gene TNRC6C). The record is from RefSeq and is a predicted model, not a curated record. Gene Ontology annotation, molecular function: RNA binding; protein binding. The transcript is spliced from 21 exons. The coding region runs from base 40 to 5772 and encodes 1910 amino acids. Gene Ontology annotation, biological process: positive regulation of nuclear-transcribed mRNA poly(A) tail shortening; miRNA-mediated post-transcriptional gene silencing. NCBI's taxonomy places the organism in Eukaryota, Metazoa, Chordata, Mammalia, Chiroptera, Vespertilionidae. Gene Ontology annotation, cellular component: P-body; nucleoplasm.